Molecule: messenger RNA, 5037 nt
Organism: Colius striatus (speckled mousebird)
Lineage: Eukaryota; Metazoa; Chordata; Aves; Coliiformes; Coliidae
Gene: PIK3R6
Product: phosphoinositide-3-kinase regulatory subunit 6
Exons: 20
Coding region: 244-2499 (751 amino acids)
Biological process (GO): positive regulation of MAP kinase activity; G protein-coupled receptor signaling pathway
Cellular component (GO): phosphatidylinositol 3-kinase complex, class IB
Molecular function (GO): 1-phosphatidylinositol-3-kinase regulator activity
Source: RefSeq, a predicted model, not a curated record
AGCAGAGCACAGCAAACCCUGUGAUGACUGCCCCAGGGCUCUGCUCUGCCCCACAGUGCUGCCCAGGACCUUGGGUGCACGUGUGACUCACCAGGCUCCCCACUGCCUGCCCUGAAGAAGCAGGUGAGGUGCAGGACCCAAGGCCAUGCCUGUGUGGAGUGAGGAGCAGCCCCACGCUCGCCCCGUCACUGCAGACACCCCACAGCCGCUGUGCCCACCCCGUGCUGCAGCCUCAGCUCAGCCAUGGACAGCACAGAGCUGGAGUCAGACAUCCUGCGCCGUGUGCGUGCGCUGCUGCGGGAGCUCGACGGGCACCACCCCGCCUGCCAGAGCGACCGAGGGAUGCUGCGAUGGACCCUGCACAAAAAAAUCGACCAGAAUCCCAGUAACAGCUCCAUGCUGGUCAGGAUCCUGGUGAAGGAGCUGGAAAGGGCUGAGCGUGGUGACUUCAGGCAUUACAUCAUCCCACUGCUGCACACCCUGAUGUACACCCUGAUAAAGGCUCCCUGCAUCUCUGACGAGCUCUGCAGCAGGGUGUAUGAUUUCUGUAAGAAGCUGCUCACUCUGCCCAAACCUUUCUGCACCAUUGGUUUGGACUAUGCCAUCAGGCUGAAGAUGGAAAUGACAGCCCCAGGUAUGUUGUACCAGAGAAUGGUCAUCUCUGAACAAAGCCUCAAGAGCGACCCGUACCCUUACCAGGAGAAGAUUUUCGUCUUUGCUGAUCCAGAGCUGCUCUCUGAAGCCAUCUGCAACGCUCUGGUCACUGACACAGAGGCAGCUCAGGUCUCCCAGAGCCCCCGGGUGUGCAUGUGCUACGUGAUCACCCACACGGUGCAGGCAGCCCUGGCUGAGGGCUGUGACAUCCAUAGCCUGCAGGCGAGUCUCCAGGGCAUGGCCACGGGCGAUGUGGAGCACUGGUUCCAGCAGGUGGUGUCGGCAGUGGAGUGCGGGGGGAGCGCGGAGAGGGGCCAGCACACGGCGAGGCUGGAGGGCAUCUACCACAGCAUCCUCAGCUCCUCCCCAGCAGGUGAUUCUCCCCUGGGAGGGCUGCAGGGUACCCCUCUGCCCAACCCUAACAUCAGCUUCCACCUCUGGACAGAAGAUGACCAGCUCUGGAAGGAGCUGGUGCUGUUCAUCCACCCGCUCUCGCAGAGCUGUGAGCCUGACUGCCUCAGCCAGGACCUGGACAACUUUGAGAUCCAGGACAUCAUUUCAGAGUGUGAGUGCUGCGAGCAGACCCGCUUCUCCAUGCUCUCCACCGACAGCGGCAUCGAGCGCGACCUGCCUGCGGCAGCCGAGGAGCCCCUCGUGCCCUGCAGCGCCGAAGCCGAGCAAUCCCGGCUCCACAGGAAGGGGGGCAUCAAAAAGAAGCCAUCCCCUCUGGAGAGUGUGGCCUUCCUACAGGCUGGAGGCAGCAGUCCUGGGGCAAAACCCCCACCAAAGCUGCAGAGGAGAGCGGGAGCCCCCCCGGAGCCUGCAGCCCCUCUGCAGAGGCUGCACACUGCCCGCAUCGUGCUGCUGGGUGAUGAUCGCAUCCUGGGGCGCCUGGCACAAGCCUUCCACUCCCUGAGGAAACGAGAAACCCGUCGAGCGUUCCUGACUCCCAGGCUGAACCUGCAGUUCUACCACAUCCCAGUUGUGACAGGGCAGCCCAACACCUCGGCCCUUGUGGACCACACUGCCACCAGCCAUGGGGAGCUGUGUGAGGUGGCUGAGUACCUGAGCAGAGCCGACCCGUGGUACGAGAGCAACAUCAACACGCUGUGCCACAUCAUUCCCAAGCUGGCCACCAUGCCUUCCUCUCCCAGCAAACAUCUUGUGACUGAUCUGUUCAUCACGGAUGUCAUCGCUUACUACGCCCGCAUGGCCACCCAGCCCGUCUGCUUCCAGGUCUACGCUGUGAAGGUUUUCUUCAAUGACCCAGCACAGGAGCCAGCUGAGGACGUGUUCCUCACGGAGCUGUGCACGCAGGUGCAGGACAGCCUGUCCCACAGAGAGUUAAACAUGAUCAAGAAGAAAACAAACCUGGAUGGCCCUGGCAUAGACCUCACAGUAACAUACAGAAAGGUUGUGGUGAGUGACCGUGCGAAGGAGCUGGCUGUGUCCCUGCGCUCCACAGCUCUGGUGAUGAAAGCCAUCCCUGCUGAUGAGGCUGAAGACCUGAUGUGUCUGAGUGUGAACAUCACUGAAAUCAUUAGGAUCAACAACUUGUCGAGACGAUCCUUCUCAGCUGUGGCAAACAAGUUGAAAACACGUAAUAUCGCGAUCAGAAGCACGGAGCAGAGACCCUUCACAGUGUGUCUGGACAAGGACAGCAGAAGAACCUACAGGAACGUGAUCAACGUGGAAGUUUCUCCUUGCCUGGAGCCCAGCUACUGCUUGCAAAAGUCGAGGACAAUGAAAUUCAACCUGCAUGAAACAGAAGAUGUUGGGCUUGUGAAAUACAUGCCCAAGUCUUUGCUGUUGCCUAUCAACACAUUUGCAGGUGUCAUUCAGUGAAGAAAGUGAGAAAAAGAUGAUGUGAGAGAUAUGACAUUGGGUCAUCACACAGGAGAUGGAACAAGAAACCACACUGAAAGUCACCAGCAGUGAUUUUACAAUGGUAAUGGUGUGAAAAGCUGCAGGACAAGAGGUGGUUAGGGCUCAGCUGGGCCCUGCUGAGUGACAGGGAUGACCACAGCCAACACCCCCUGCCAUGGGGCAGAGCAUGGCUGAAGAACUGAGUUUUAACCUUUCGUGCAAGUCAGGAAAAACCUUUCAGCUUCCUCAUUUUAGGUAGAGUGGGAAGAGACAGUUGAGGUGAUGGUGCUUGCUGUGCUUGUGGAUCAGGGAACAGUUGCUAUCAGUGAUAACGAUUGUGGUGACAGAGCCAGGCAGGGGAUCAGGGCCUGUUGCACUGGAUUCUGCACAGCAGACUCUUCAUUCUGACACAGGGUGGUGUAUUUAAGCAAACCAGCAAUUACUCCCCUGACUGAUUUAGGAAACCUCGUUGUAAGCCUGACCACAACUAGGAGAGCACACGUGCUUAAUGUAGCCUCUGUGGAAGUCAACAGCAAAGCUGCCAUUGUUGCAGAGGGGCCACACAAAGUACCAAUGAACGGCGUGAAACAGGGAGAUGGGAAACAUAGGAUGACAUCUGGCAGUGACAAGCAGGGCAAGAACAACUCAGGCUGCUGUGGGCUCUGCUCAGCUGUGAAUGGUUUAGUUCUGCUGAGAGAAGAAGCUUUCCUUGAGCAGACAAUGGAGGCUGCACAACAGCUCUGAGCCGUAUGGGGGAUUUUGCCAUGGCCUCGCUAUGCAGCCUCUCCACGCCAGGUCUGGAGCCUCACAAGUGCUGGAUGCAUUCCUCCAGUUGUACAUCCUGGGAACAACCACCUACAAGCCCACCAGCAGCACCUCUGCAUCCCAGUCUGCCUCUCAGUGCCAGUUUGGGCUGUGUCUGCUCAGAGGGAUGCUCCUGGGACUGAUGAAUGAGCAGGAUGCCUGUGAGAUUCCUUCACUCCUUUCCUCUGCUGCUACCAUGGUGUGGAAACCCUUCCCUGGUUUGCAGAUGGGUCAGGCUGAGCCAACAGCACAGCUCCUGCUUCCACCCAGGCUCAGACUAACACAGUGUUAAGGAAGAUGAUGCAGGAGGAACCCAUCUUCAUUCCAGUUUGUGACUGAGUGGAAUAUGGAAGAUACACGGUGUGUAUUUAUUGACUUUCUGAACAGGAUCGGGGGUUUCUGCGAGUCUCUGUUAGAGUCUUUCCUAAAUGCACAUUGGAGGGGAUUUGAGAGCAUUCCUUCUAUGACACUAUAAUUGUUUCAUUCUCUCAGCUCCCAAAGAGCUUGUGACCUGGGCUGCCUUCACUUGGGGGGGGCUUGCUUGGAUCAGCAGCCCAAAGAAAAUGUCCUUUAGCUUUGUAGAUGUGCACAGCAGCUAUUCCCAGGCAUCUCUGGCCACCACUGGCAGGGAGUUCCUGGAGCCAGUUCUGUGCUACAGAGUGAUGCUGACCCAGUGACACUGGCACUACCAAACUCUCAUGUGAGCCCUAAAGGCUCCAUCCACCCCUCUGUCCUGUCUGCGCCAGGUCUGGCCAGCCCUGGGGAGCCGCACCUCUGGAGAGCCACUGCUGUUUAACCACCCACACCUGGAGCAAGGACUUCAUCUCAGAUGGGAGUGCUGGAGAGGAGUUUCCCUUCCACAGAGCUGCUUUGAGCUUGGAGGUUAUCUUGGCUGGUUGGGCCCCAUGGAAAUCUUACCAGUGCAAAAGGCUUUAGCCGUUCAACCACAGGCCUUCCUGGUCCUUCACUUUGCCAGCAAGCACAGGGCUACUGUAUCCCUUCUCCUAUCCUAACUGUUACCUGGUACAGCAGGCAUUGGUUCCCCAGGACAGUUCUCUCUCUGUACCAUGUCCAAAGCAACCACUGAAAUGCACUACUGGGGCAUGGCAGCUCUAGAGCUGUUGGCAGGUGAUGGGCUAUUUAGUGGUGUAAAAAGCCUCCCAAGAACUAUUUACUCCCAAACCAGCACCAGCAACAUGCAACAGUAACAUGACCAUUUCCUAAAGGAAGCUACCUGAAGUACUGAGAGCCAUAGCUUGAGCCAAGCACAGUCCCCAGGUCUCAACAUCCCCCAGAGUCAUGGAGCUACAAGAUCUCAGCAGCUCCAUUCUGAUCUUCAGUACUGUUUUUCACCUCACAAGUCAAACAUUGCUGACACCCACCAAUGCCAGACUUAGACAGCAAACAUUUUGGCCCUGGAGGAAGCUUCAGUUAGACAAGAGGCUCAGAAACAAGCCAGGAAUCUCCUGCUUACUCCAGCUGUUUAGCUCCCUGAGCUGUUGCACAAUGCAACACAGGGUUUAAGGGGUGACCAGCAGCUCUUCACACCUCUGCCUCCUUGAGGCUUCACUGGGAGAGCUCACAUACCCUGGCACACAAGGCAACUGCUUACAAAAUCAAGAGUCUGUAUGCUAGAUCAGAGUGUGGUCUGUGGUGUCCAGAGUUUAUUCUGUACAGUUGUAAAUGAUGUAGAUGGAUUAUAAGUUAUUUGUA